This is a messenger RNA of Eublepharis macularius, 1356 nucleotides long. It is a transcript of the gene ATG12, whose product is annotated as autophagy related 12. Lineage: Eukaryota; Metazoa; Chordata; Lepidosauria; Squamata; Eublepharidae. Gene Ontology annotation, biological process: autophagy of mitochondrion; nucleophagy; autophagosome assembly. The transcript has 4 exons. The record is from RefSeq and is a predicted model, not a curated record. The coding region runs from base 5 to 421 and encodes 138 amino acids. Gene Ontology annotation, cellular component: cytoplasm; Atg12-Atg5-Atg16 complex; phagophore assembly site membrane.
CAUCAUGUCGGAAGGAAGCGAAGAUCCCGCGUCCCUGUCGCCUCAGGAGGGGGCCGACAUUCCGGAAGGCGGUGGGGCUGCGGUGGGAGUGCUGGAACCAGCUCCCGCUGUAGCUGUUUCCCCGGUAGCUGAAGAACCCGCUGGAGACGCGAAAAAGAAAAUUGAUAUCUUACUCAAGGCUGUUGGAGAUACCCCUAUAAUGAGGACCAAGAAAUGGACUGUAGAGAGAACUCGCACAAUCCAGGGGCUUAUUGACUUUAUCAAAAAGUUUCUCAAACUAGUGGCCUCAGAACAGCUGUUUAUUUAUGUGAAUCAGUCCUUUGCGCCUUCACCAGACCAGGAAGUUGGAACACUCUAUGAGUGCUUUGGGAGUGAUGGCAAACUGGUACUGCAUUAUUGUAAAUCUCAAGCCUGGGGCUGAAUUAAGAGCUGCCAGUGUUUAGAAUUGUCAGACAGCAAAUGGGCUCUAAUCUUCAGAGACAUUCCUCUUGGACCAACUGAAAAGAUGUUUGCAUUGUUGCCCAUGGAAUUCAUUUUAUUCCUCCUCAAGUUUUCUCUACAAGCCAAUGCAGCUGAUUGCAGGUGUUUCUCAGCCCGAUCAUUUUCUCUUUUGUUUUGUGGAAAUAAUUGUACAUUUCUUCAUGAAGAAUUGAGCUGGCUUUUCAUGCUCCAAAACCUUGAAAUUUCUUUCUGGAAAAGGGAUACUCCUCUCCUGACACAAGAGUCCACAGUUCAUCAUUCAGCAGGUUGUAUGGAAGUUAUUUAAACUGUUUCCUUGCAGAAGAAUGCUUACUGUACAUGGAUAGCUGGAGUGUCACUACCUAAUAUAGAAGAGUUAAAAUUUCUGUUUCCUGUUGUCCUUGACGCCUUGUUUGAAACACAGUAACUUGGUUCCAACAUCUGGUUCCAUGCGCUCAUAGGACUUUGGAAUUGUGUUUCAAAUAACAGCCUUUCCUCUCCAUUGGAUUGCAAACUUUGUCUAAAAUUGUAAGGAUUUUCCAGUACACUUUGUGACAUGGCAUGUAGGGGAUGGGGGUGUUCUGCUGUUCAUGGCAGGGAAAGGCCCUUUUAAAAGUUUUUAGAUUCUGGACAACCCGUGCUUGCUUCCUAACACAAUAUGUUCAGCGUAACUGCUGUAUCACAAUGAAAAUAUUUGAUAUUCUGAAGUAUCAAUAAUAAAUAAAAUAUUUGAUCUUCUAAAAUCGGGGAUAAGCGUUUGAAUACAAAUAUACUGUCCUACUGAAUUGACUUGCUACAUAAGUAUGGGUUUAUGAGGGGAUAGAACUCAACAUUCCAAUUUCAAAAUUAUAAGGCUCUGCUGUUCUAAUAAAGUAAAAAUGUUUUAGAUAAACACAA